AAUCCAUCCUCUCUUGCCAAUAGACGUUUAUUUUGGCACCUCAACAAGGCUACUAUCUAUAUGAUAUCAACCAUACAAGUGAUGUGGAAGUGUAAUAUCCAUCAAAAUAUAUGACGAAAAAUUUCGUUCAUUUGGUUUCAUAGUCAACAAUAUUGACUUUAUAUCAAAUUCAUUUUGUUGGUACAUCGAUUAGCUUCUUCCAUUUACCUUACAAAUCGGAAAAUUGUAAUCGUCUCUGGUUUUAUUCGGGAUCGACGUCUUCUGGAAGUCGGAUGCAUAGCACAACGUAAGGAUGACAAAGCAUAAACAAACCAGCGAUUAUAUUGUCUCAUCUUUAAUUUGGGCAUCUGUUUUCUUUCAGGUAUUUCAAGUGACCUCUGCAGGGGGUCCUUACCCGUCAGAGGAUAGGAAGCUCUGCCAGCAAAGCGAGGUGGAUGCAUGCAGGAGACUCGGCUUCCGCAACAUCUCCAUGAGUGACAUAUUCGGUUUGUUUGUCCCUCAGAGCGGGAUCGCGGAUGCAGUAAAUCACAUGAUGCCUCUAGUUGAUACCGGGUGCUCCCGGGACCUUCUUGCUCUGAUCUGCGGUGCCUAUCAUCCACCGUGUGACCAUGAGACGGGGGAGAGGAUGCCCCCAUGCAGGGACGCCUGCAGGAAGAUCAUCAACCAGAAGUGCAAAGGACAGUUGAAGCGUUUGGGAUUCCGGUCAGAGGAAGUCUUGCAAUGCAGGAACUACCCUUCCAAAAGACAGGAGAGGCGAUGUCUGAACGAUCUCAGCAAUUAUCGAGAGCAAGAAAGUACCACCACCAGACCUCCAACACCCACCACUCUUAUUAGCAUGGCAAAUGUUACAUCUAAUAUGACAAUGCCAAACACUACCUCCCAUAUUACCAAUGCAACCACCCCAGCCACUAACACAACCACCAUUGCCGUCAGACCCACGCCGGGAGAGUCCCGCGUUCCUUCUGUUAUUUUCACCCUGGAGCGAUCCGCAUCGAACGACGGCUGGGUGCUAAUCAGGGAACCGAAACCCAGCCUGACUCCCGAAGUCGACGGCUUCGAGGUCGUGUACUACAACGACCGCGGUGAUGACGGCGGUGAGAGGACGGUUUAUGGUCAAGACCAGAUACAACUUCAUUUGAACUCUGAUGAUGCGUACACUGUCUUGAUCCGAGCCUUCAAUGAAACUGACACGGGUGCUUAUCAGGAUGCCCGCAUGGAACCCUACAUUCACCCUCACUGUGAAGAGAUUACAUUUUCAACGUUUCGUAGCCUGUGCAGUAACGUGCAUUACCGCCACGUUCAGUAUUCGAGCGGAACGGCCUUCCCCUCCCAGGCCGCUGCUGCUGGCCUCAUUGCACCAGUUGAGAAGAUACUGAGAACCAUGGAUACCAAGUGUGCCGAUUUUAUGAGACAAUUCUUGUGCACGGUUUAUGCACCGCCCUGUGUCAAGAUGGGACCGCAUGGACCAGGACAUUUGCUACCUUGUCGUGAACUUUGUCAGCGUGUCGUAGACUCGUGCAACGCCGACCCGACAGCGGAGGUUUUCAGUGAAAUGGGAUACCUCAACUGCAGUAAUUUCCCGUCAAUAUUCGACGACAAUGCAACUUGUUAUAGUAAUGAAGUUGAGAUCUCACUGUGGCCUGUUGUUGCCGGAAAGGGUCACGUGAUCAGAGACGAGGGUUCAAAUAUCACCGCUUUCUGCUCGGCCAGCUGUGAGAACUGCUCUCGACCUCAGUGGCACGAUCCUAACGGCAGAGAAAUCACUGAAGACGGAAUAGAAAACACCAUCAAGGAUGUAUACACCACCAAUGUUGGUACCUUCACUUCUAUGUUGACGAUAACAUCACUGAAUUCUUCAUGGGUUGGCGAGUAUAUAUGUUGGUUCAAAAAUCAAGAGAAAACGAUUUCCGUUCAACUAUUCGGGAUGCCAACGUCAUCACCAUCUGAAAGCAAUGGCACGCUAAAUCAGUCAUCGACUUCAAAUGUAACGGUAGUGACUAAUGAGACAAUGGUAUACAAUGCCACAAUGAUGUACAACGUCACUACGACUCAAACACAAAACGUCACAAUGGUUUAUAACGUAACAUCCCAACCUACACCGUACUUCAUGAAUGACACGUCACACAACGUCACAAUGAUGAUAAAUUACACCACGGCAUCAGAAACUAAUAUUACAAUACUGGCCAAGCAACAUAAUGCAUCUAUGUCAAAUGCCACUACACCAUCAGUAAACGAUACUACGCCCUCAAUCUGUCCACAAUGGAGAGGUAACAGGACAGUUUUAGAGCGGUCCUACGUCAUAGAAGAUCGGGGAAUGACGUCAUUCUUCAGGGGUUGGGUCGACGUACAGGGACAAGGAGCGGCCAAUGAUUUUUGCAGAAUAGUAAGAACUGAUGGGAAACCGUUCAUGUCCUGUCUACUGGCUGGUUCGAUGGAAGAUGACCUAUUAGCAUACACAUCUCCCAACCCCUCCGAAGAAUGGUUUGACCCAGGCUAUUCCAAUACUUGGUAUAUGAAAGACGAAGAUGAAGAUGGACGAGAUGACUAUUGCAGAUGCGUCGGAAGUGUACCGGAUACAACGGUUGUAUGUAUGAAAGCUGGACCUGCUGGAUUCGAGGGUCACGAAAGAGAUUUUACACCGGAAAGCUCACCGAUGGAUUGCUUCUACCUCACCGCUGAUCCCUUCUUUGGAUUUCCGUAGUUGUGGUCAGCAAUAAACUCCAGGGGUGUGUUUCAUGCAACACAUUUUCAGUGAUUUCCACUGACUGAUCUGACCUAAACCAAUCAGAAGCAAGGAUUUAUGUAGCUAAUAACAGUUUCAAGUGAAGGUCAUUGACUAUUUCGUUUUAUGAAAUGGGUCCCAGAUUGCCUGGAAGGGAACAUGUUUUCUCCAUUUAAGAGUGGAUUUCAUUUCAAAAGGACUGGGAUAGCAGCAGGCCUAAUCUAUCCACGUCAUUCAAGAACCCUCCAAUCAGAUUACAUCAUGGUACCUAGAAACUUGCUCUGAACCCUUUGGAUAUUUAGCUUCCAUCUUGGAUGUAUUCAUUCAUCUUUUGACAGUUGUUUGAAAUGAGAAAUGCGAUGAAUCGAAAAAACGCAUUCGAAUGUUUCAAUAUCUUGAUUCAGAGAUGUCAUGGUUCAUUCGAAGAAGGCACCAAGGUCAUCAAAUUAGGCGUAAUCUGCCCUUGAACAUUUAUUAAAUAGGAUAUUUACAGAUCAGUUAUUUUUUCAGAUUAAAUAAUGGAUUUCAUUAAAAGAUUUUUUUAACAGAA
Messenger RNA from Lytechinus variegatus (green sea urchin), 3272 nucleotides. RefSeq lists its product as uncharacterized. Gene Ontology annotation, biological process: canonical Wnt signaling pathway; non-canonical Wnt signaling pathway. The transcript is spliced from 11 exons. Gene Ontology annotation, cellular component: plasma membrane. Lineage: Eukaryota; Metazoa; Echinodermata; Echinoidea; Temnopleuroida; Toxopneustidae. The record is from RefSeq and is a predicted model, not a curated record. The coding region runs from base 293 to 2701 and encodes 802 amino acids. Gene Ontology annotation, molecular function: Wnt-protein binding; Wnt receptor activity.